This is a messenger RNA of Ostrea edulis (European flat oyster), 679 nucleotides long. RefSeq lists its product as uncharacterized. The transcript is spliced from 5 exons. Lineage: Eukaryota; Metazoa; Mollusca; Bivalvia; Ostreida; Ostreidae. The record is from RefSeq and is a predicted model, not a curated record. Bases 114 to 659 code for a protein of 181 amino acids.
CAUUGCAGCGAUUGGCGGCUUUCAUCGUCGUGUCUAAAUGACACGAAUUAAAGGGAGGUGCGCUGGUAUAUAUACACUGUAUGUUGUGAACAGCAAUGUGAAGCAUUGAGAUCAUGUGGCGUGUUCUUAUAAUUUGCUUUAUUGGAAUUCUAGUGGAAGAAGUAGAGGGAGGUGGAAGGAGAGUUCGAUUAGGAGCCGCUGUACCAGAUACGACCACGCCUCAGCGUUUCACCUUAAACAGGGUGUGUGCAGACAACGGAGCUCUGGUGGACAGGGGCGACAAUGUGAUUUCACUUGAGUCCCUGUACUGCCUGCCGCCCCCCGGAGAAAUAAGACGGUGUUUCAUUGUCGAUUAUGGGACAUUUGAUCGGGCAGUUUGUCCAGAUAAAGCUUACAUUAAUGGAUUUCUUAAAGAAGGCGGCCGGAAACAACUAAGAUGCUGUUCCUUAAUUGGGGUUUCUUACAAUGAUGAUGAAUGCAUCGAAUAUUUCCGAACAUGGACAAACUUCAGAUCACCAUUAACCAACGGGUACUACUUGACUGGAGACACUCCGGUUUCCGAUGGCAUGGGUGGUAUAAGUGGUUUUGUCAAAAGAGGUUGUCUAUUCAGAAGAAUAAUACCGCCAAAUCAUAGACGGACACACAAGCAGCCUUAUUAAAAUAAAUCUCCUUGUCUAUA